Molecule: messenger RNA, 5070 nt
Organism: Pungitius pungitius (ninespine stickleback)
Lineage: Eukaryota; Metazoa; Chordata; Actinopteri; Perciformes; Gasterosteidae
Gene: lrrtm2
Product: leucine rich repeat transmembrane neuronal 2
Exons: 2
Coding region: 725-2377 (550 amino acids)
Cellular component (GO): plasma membrane
Molecular function (GO): protein binding
Source: RefSeq, a predicted model, not a curated record
CGAGAGAGAGAGAGCGAGAGAGAGAGAAACCGUAGUGAUGAUCGACGCCAGGCUGCCACCACUCUGUAGCAGUGAGUGGCUGCAACAAAAAAAGCACAGAAUAACAUCCCCGACUCCCUGCUCUGCUUUUUUUCUCUCUCCCUGCGUCUCAGCUAGCAGACGAGGGCUCCGCUCACAGCUCUGCAGAGGCUAUGCCGAGACUGAGCCGGCACAGGGAGCAGGAUCUCUGGCUGCCAUCAACAAGUUAGGGUCGGGAGAGCGCUGCCAUGAGAAGGGGAACGCUUGAUCGUCAAUUAAGCAUCUGAGCUGACAUCAUUGCGGUGGAAGGGAAACAAAAGGGUAAAAAAAAGAAAAAGAAAAAAAGGAGAGGAGGAAGGAGGGGGGGGUUAUGUUCAUCGGAGUCGCUCUGGACGCAACUGAUCAACUUGAAAAAAAAAGAAUUAUUAAGAUAUUUAUUCAAGGUUCCCGAGGAUGAAGGAAAAGAUUCAACCCUUUCUCUGAGCUUGGAUUUUAAGAAAGGACUCGCCGGAAUAAUAUCUCGGGACAUGGAAUUUCAUAUUUUGUUUCAAUUGGGUGGGCUCAGAAUUGCUUUUCUCCCAAAGAGGCUGAUUCCUUUUGUGCUUACUCAAAAGGAUUUUUUUCCUUUGGAUUUUUCUUCCCUCUGGUUGCUCCAAGAGUCUGCGGAAAAGGACAGUUGAAUGCAGCCUCCGAUGUGCACAAAAGAAUGGGUUUCCAUUCAAGGUGGCCAUUGGUGGGACCUGCACCAGCGGCUCUGUGUCUGAGUGUAAUCAGCAUGCUCCUAGUGUGCCUGCUGCCUCCUGCAUCGUGCACGACCUGCCCGCAAAAAUGCCGCUGUGAGGACCUGCAGUUCUACUGCGACACCCAGGGGCUUCAGGCGCCCCCGGAUGCUGUAGACAAGGGGGCCCUGGGGUUGUCACUACGUCACAACACCAUCACCGAGCUCAGCCCCGAUCAGUUCUAUGGCUUCAGCCAGCUCACCUGGCUCCAUCUAGACCACAACCAGAUCACAGCAGUGCAAGAGGACGCCUUUCAAGGGCUCUACAAGCUGAAGGACCUCAACCUGAGCUCCAAUCGUAUCACCAAGUUGCCCAACACAACCUUCAUCCACCUCAUCAACCUCCAGAUACUCGACCUGUCCUUCAAUCAGAUGACCGCAUUGGAACCAGAACUGUUUCACGGACUGCGAAAGCUCCAGAUACUCCAUCUCCGCUCCAAUUUGCUCCGCACCACACCUGUUCGCGCGUUCUGGGACUGCCGCAGCCUGGAGUAUUUGGGUCUGAGCAGCAACCGGCUGCGCAGCCUGGCCCGGAAUGGAUUUGCUGGGCUCAUUAAGCUUAAAGAGCUCCACUUGGAGCAUAAUCAGCUGACCAAGAUCAACUUGGCCCACUUCCCUCGCCUUGUUGCCCUCCAGUUUCUCUAUCUGCAGUGGAAUAAAAUCAGCAACUUGACAUGUGGCAUGGAGUGGACCUGGACCACUUUAGAGAAGCUGGACCUCACUGGGAAUGAAAUCCGGGUCUUGACAUCCGACGUGUUUCAAACGCUGCCAAAUUUAAAGAUUUUGCUGCUGGAUAACAACAAACUAAGCAGUUUGUACCCACAAGUCAUGGAUAUGUGGCAGUCACUGGGAACCAUCGGGCUGUCCAGCAACUAUUGGGAAUGUACCAAAAGGAUUUGCUCUCUGGCCACUUGGCUAAGCACCUUCAAGGGAAGGUGGGAACAUUCCAUUCUCUGCCACAGUCCAGAAUACGCCCAAGGGGAGGAGAUACUCGAUGCAGUGUACGGAUUCCAGCUUUGCCAGAAUUUUUCAGCGCCGGUUGUUCAGACCACUAGCACAACCCCAGACGCUACCAUCGCGGCAGAGACCACCAGCUCCUUGUUUGGAAUUAUGCAGCCGACCCCCACGGCGGACUAUGCAGAGGAUUUUGGGAGCUUUACCACAGUCACCACCACGACCACAACAACAACAACAACAACACGACGCACUGCUCAAGCAACCACCGCUACAUUGGAAGAGACGGCCGUGACAGAGGACUCCUCCGCAAUGGACAACACUGUAAUGACUCAGAGGGUCAUCAUAGGAACUAUGGCCCUUCUAUUUUCAUUCUUUUUCAUAAUUUUCGUUGUAUAUAUCUCACGGAAGUGCUGCCCUCCCACCCUGCGCCGGAUACGCCACUGUUCGGCUAUUCAGAACCGCCGACAGAUGAGGACCCAGCAGCGGCAGCCUAUGGCAGAUCUAGCUACGCAGGUACCCUAUAACGAGUACGAGCCCAGCCACGAGGAAGGGGCGCUCGUGAUCAUCAACGGCUACGGGCAGUGCAAGUGUCAGCAACUGCCUUACAAAGAGUGUGAAGUAUGAACUCUUAUUUAUUCCUAGAGCAUAUGGUUUGCCAUUUGACCAUUUCAGAUGAUACAGGGUUUGCUUUUUUUAAUUUUGUUUUUCCAGUUUAUGUAAAAAGCAUAAUUUGUACAAGUGAAAUUUGACAAAUGCGAACGAAUGCUACAAUGACAGAGGUCUGACCUGACAGUUUAGGGAGGUGGUAGAGGUCAAAUUUAUUUUUCUAUGAAUGCAAGGUUGUUCAUAUCAAGCAAUGGGCAAUCAUUUUAAAACAAGAAAAUUGAACUGUGAGAUUUGUCUCCACAUUUUAUCAUCUAUUAUUCUGCAGCACAGAAAAUACAAAAGUCCUUCUGCCAAUGGAAUACCUUAAGUGGAGGAAUGUGAUUUAUAGCUUAUUUCUUUUUAAAGUAUUUGAAAUCAUGUUUUUAACAGCACCACAGGCACUGUAAACCAUGUACUCGAUCACUGGGGCAAAUUAGACCAAUAAUUAGAAUGUCUUCAUUUUAAGUUUGCGAAAAGGAGAUCCCGAUAUUAUAUUUGGACUCUGCACAUUUACAAAUUCAGACACAAGUAAAAUUACGCAUGUCUAUGAUUUGCCACCAGAUUAAAGGGUUCUCAGGAUCUCUUGUUAAAAACAAUACGGCCCACACCCGCCAAAAACAACAGCCAAGAUUAUUUUUGGUUAAAUUUAGAUAUUUUCUAAAAUUCGUGUGUAAAUGCACCUACCAGAGUAUUGAUUGAAUAGAGUGCCAGAAUGCAGAAUUUAUAUUCAAUUAUAUUUAUUGGAAAAAUGACCCCUUUAAUCAGACGUUGGCUAGUAAACCGUGUUUUGCAGCUUGUUGGCACUCCUGCCCACAACCACUAAUACAUUCUCGAUCUAUGGGACACAAAACAUUUCUAUGGUUGAUAUCCAAUACACUUCGCAAAAUAUACCGAUGUCUUCCUCAUAAUGGACAUCCUCAUUUGACCUUUAAAUCUACGAUUUGUAGAUGAUUCCGUACUCAAACCCCCCCCCCCCCCACCCCCACCAACUGCCACAAACACUGUGACCAUAAUAUGAACAGCUUAACCUCGAAAGAACGUCUGCUGACUUGCUUUUAUACGAGGAUCAACAUACAGACGUGCUAGUGUGAGGCGUGAGGGUAGCAAGUUAAAGGGUAAUGACCGGCGCAAAUGCCAGAUAGGAGAGCAUUCAAUUUUGAAAAUAAAACCAUUCCCCAGUAGCCAAGGCUCUUUACUGCUUCCAUGCUAAUCAAGACUGACAGCUCAAGAUUGAACCAAUUAAGGCAAGGCAAAAAUAAUCUAAUAUUCUGUCCCCCACACCAGUGAUCCGGCAACAUUAAGCAUGUUCAGCCACUCAAAGACAGUCAUAGUGCAAUCAUCCAUUGCACUACAAAAAAACAUCAUUGAACCUUUUACUUUAAGACAUUCUUCUCGUUAUGCAUAGCAGGUUGUCAUUUACUCCAUUCAAAAUGGGAUUAUUUUGAAUAAUGCAUAAUGUAACAGUUGCUUGAUUCGCAGUCACAAGCGUCAAAUUAAAUUGCGGUCAAUAGCCUGAAAGCAAAUGGAGAUCCAGUGAUAAGCAAACAGCAAGCCAGGGUCAGUACACAUUGGUAUGCAAAGGAGAGGACGUGCAUUAGCAUCAGACCAAAGCUGCUGCCGCAGCUCCGCACAUCUCUGUGUUCAGUUUGGUGGUGGGGGGCAGGGUGAAAGGGAGGAAUUGAUGGAACGAUGGAGAGGGGCAACGUCUUGGAUUAUUAGCGAAGGUGGCUAAGAAUGAAACGACACAUAGUGACUGAAAGCACCAGGGGCACGAAAGGUAAACCGAUCACACAGCAACAGCUACUUCAACCACCAAAUGUUCCAGCAGGAGAACAAGAAUACAACCCACCAAGUUUCUAAAAUAAAAAAAAACUAAAAGAAAAUGGGGCCUUUCCUUGAUUGCUGUUCCCAGGAAAUUACAAUUUGUAUUUUUUUUAUGAACAUUUCAAAUCUUUGGAAGUGUUUGACCAAAUCAGUGCUUACGACAGCUAGAUUCUUCUGAUAGCAGAGCAGCAGGAAACGAGUCAUCCGGCUCGGAGCGGCGAGGCUCCGCUCGUAGGCGGCUGCUCCCGCGAGGUAGCAGCGAGGUGCCAUUUGUGGCUUUGUCUGUGAAAAUUUGGUUUCAACGUUCUAAAUGAAUGCUUGGGUCAAUGUCUUUGUGCACAGGAUCAUAAAGCACCUACAAACAAGAAAAAGUACUGGUGUAACCAAAAAAUGUUACACUCCACAUUUGAGUACAAUGGAAAACAUUGCAUACUCCGAUAGUAGUGAUUUCCAGUCACACUACUCCACUUUGUUUCCAGUUUUGUUUUCUUCCAGCUUAGCACUGCUUUUACUACUGCCUUUCUAAUCUGUCUUGCAUGUUCAGAAGUCAAUUGAGUUACAUAUUUAAUGUCAUUCAGCAAACGUCAUGAACGGACCUCUUUUGAUAACACCAAGAAUAGGGAUGUAUGUGGGAUUCCUCUAAAGUUCUGUAAAUCAGUACUAAGUUACUGAAAGUUCACAAGAUUUGUAGAAAUAUGCAUCCCUUUGCACUCUGGCUCUUUGUAAACUGUUUUUGUUUCCUCUUGUCACCCUCGAGCCCUGGUCCCUACCCUGCUUAAAAAAAAAAGAAAAAAAAAAAAAACACAAGUGAACCAAUUCCCUCUAUUACCCAACCUCUUUGUGCAAAA